This is a messenger RNA of Gigantopelta aegis, 1314 nucleotides long. RefSeq lists its product as uncharacterized. Gene Ontology annotation, biological process: protein ubiquitination; Notch signaling pathway. Bases 1 to 1314 code for a protein of 437 amino acids. The transcript has 7 exons. The record is from RefSeq and is a predicted model, not a curated record. Lineage: Eukaryota; Metazoa; Mollusca; Gastropoda; Neomphalida; Peltospiridae.
AUGAAUGGUCUAAAAAUCACGUGCUACAUCGGUGACGUUACCAGAGCUGAGGCAGAAGGAAUUGUGAUUGGAGAAGGGCGUAGCAUGACGAAACUCAGCAUGGUGACGAAGGCUCUCUGCGCGAAUGCUAAGAUCAAGUAUAAUGAUUUGCGUGACAGUGUCAACAUUGAGUAUGGCACAUUGCAUCUGAAGGAUGGAAGCGUGUAUUCUAUUCAUGCAGACAGCAGGUGGCCGCAGCUACGGUUCCGAACUAUACUCAUGGCGGUAGUGUCGAAGUGCAACAAAGGGGAUGAAAAAAACUGGAAGAGACAGAUGAAAGAUCUGCACACAAAUAUAUUAUAUGAAGCGGACAAGGCACGUUUAAGAUCUCUCGCCAUACCUCUCCUGGGAUCAGGAAGAGCAGGAGCUUCCAUCGACGAUGCUGCUGAUUCAUUAGUACAGUCACUCUCCCGAUUUAAACCCAAUUGUUUGAAACGCGUUCUGGUUGUGAGCCAGGUUCCUAAUAACAUAGUACAGCACUGCAAAGGGAUGUUUUUAGAAGAGUUUGGUGACAGCACAAUGGUAUUGCAGCAGAACAGAUCCUCGGGCAGAGACGUUCAUGUUCAAUCAACAGGCAGAGCAGGUGCUCCAGUCGAGUUGGCGAUAGACGUUUUACUUAACUCGAUGUCGACAGAACCCAGAGAUUACUUCGAGGAAGUUCACUUGGCUGUUACGGACGAAACGAUUUACGACAAGGUUGUGAAGGAAUGUCAGAAGCUAAAUUCUAAACCAGCAACAGAGUCGAAUGAUGCCUGGAUUUCCAGUAGCAGAGUCUCAGGCUUCGUUGCAGGAUUCCAACAACCUCAGCAAGUCGACGUCUUCAAGCCAGUGUGUCCCAUCUGCAACGCCAUAUAUGGAGUGAUUAUUGGUAAUCAACCACCAGGUGACAUGACGUUCAACCGUGACCUGGUCCACAGUCUUCCUGGACAUCCUCACUGUGGAACCAUUUGCAUCACCUAUCAGUUUGAUGGUGGAACGCAAGGUCCCAAACAUCCUAACCCAGGCAGUCUGUACACUGGAACGAAGCGUAAAGCUUAUUUACCGGACUCGCCCGAGGGAAACAAAGUUCUUGGUCUGCUACAGAUAGCGUUCGACCGCGGGGUGACCUUUGCGAUCGGAACAACCGGAAGAGAAGACGCCAUAACGUGGAAUGACAUUCAUCACAAAACUCGUUGCGAUGGUGGCGCAAGGGGAUUUGGAUAUCCUGAUGCAACAUACUUGUCCCGCGUCACGGAAGAGUUGAAAUGUAAAGGAAUUACAGAAGACGAUUUGUGA